Messenger RNA from Emiliania huxleyi CCMP1516, 984 nucleotides. RefSeq lists its product as hypothetical. NCBI's taxonomy places the organism in Eukaryota, Haptophyta, Isochrysidales, Noelaerhabdaceae. The record is from RefSeq and is a predicted model, not a curated record. Gene Ontology annotation, molecular function: protein binding. The transcript is spliced from 4 exons. Bases 1 to 984 code for a protein of 327 amino acids.
AUGUCGAACGAUCCCUCGCAGGGCCUCGAGCAGGACGAGCCGGGCGACGACGAGGACCUCGCGCAGGCGUUGAUCCUGCGAGGCACCAAGCUGCGGCCGCGGCUCGGGCAGACUCCGGCGACGUUUCAGCUCUCCAUCCACCACCUACACCUGUCGGGCGUUGGGCUCGUGGGGGACCUCUCGCUGCUGCGCUGGGCGCCUGGCCUGCAGGUACUAUACGUGUACGACAACCGCCUCUCCUCGCUGCGCGGCCUCGGCUCACUGCCGCGCCUCUCGCACGUGUACGCCUCCAACAACCACUGCGAGGAGCUCGGCUUUGAGGCGGGUGCGGCGCUCGAGCACAUCAACCUGCACGGCAACAGGAUAGGGACGAUCACCGGCCUCCAGAACGCCAGCGGCCUCGCCCACCUCGACAUCGGAUCACAGCGCCCAGCGGAGCCGCCCGGUACCUCCUCCUGCCUGCGCAUUGACGUCGAUUCUCUCUGGGGCAUCGCCCCGUCACUGCGUUACCUCAAUGCGAGCGGCAACUCGCUGGGCGACGACGCACUCGCGCAACUCGUCGCGCUGCAGCACCUACGCGUCCUCGACAUCUCGGGCAACGAGAUUGGCGGCGCGAGCGUGCUAGCGCAGCUCCUCUUCCGCCUCCCGCUCCUCACAGCGUUGCGGCUAAAGGGAAACCCGCUGACCGCACGGUCAAAGUGGCGUGAGGCACUUAUCAUGGCUGGCGUGGGCCUCGAGGAGAUUGAUGGCAAGCCCAUCGCCACCCACGAGAGGGCCUUUCUGCUUCAACUCGCCGCUAAGCGCGCCGGGAUGCGCCCUCAAGCGACGCCGAUGGGGAUACCCGCCAGGCCGGCGACGACGCCGGCCGUGCCGUCGCUCAUCGGCGAAGCCCCACCACUCGUCUCGUCGGGCUCCAUGCGGCACAUCAAAAUACAAAAAGACAUCGUAUCGCUCGAGGGCGGGGCGGAGGUCCGCUCUCGAUAG